Molecule: messenger RNA, 847 nt
Organism: Gossypium arboreum
Lineage: Eukaryota; Viridiplantae; Streptophyta; Magnoliopsida; Malvales; Malvaceae
Product: biogenesis of lysosome-related organelles complex 1 subunit 1
Exons: 4
Coding region: 102-554 (150 amino acids)
Biological process (GO): endosomal transport
Cellular component (GO): BLOC-1 complex
Source: RefSeq, a predicted model, not a curated record
GUGUUACUGUUAAAGCAGUUGACUUAACUAACAACACAAACACAAACAAACCGAAAGGAAAGCGAACUCGAAACUCGUUGGCAUAGCUAACUGAGACAGAUAUGAACUCACCGCAGCUUCCACAGACGCGUGGGCGCGUGUUAUCCUCAUCCGAGAUAAACAAAUCCCCAGCCGGGUCAGGAGGAGAUCUUGAAUCUUCUUUAAUCCAAAUCUAUCACCAUCACCACCACAACUCCCUCAAGCUCCGGGAUCAGGCCGAGAAAGCGAAGAAAGAUGCGAUUAAGAAAGCGGGGAGAGUGUCGGAUUUGUUGGUGGAGGCGGUGAACGGAGGUGUGCAAGAGUCGUUUAUAAACGAGAAGCGAAUCGAGGCGGAGAUUCGUGCUUUGGCUUCUACAAUUGCUCGUUUCAUGAAGCAGACCGAUCAAUGGCUCGCCGCUUCUCACGCCAUUAACACCUCUGUCAAGGAAAUUGGAGACUUUGAGAACUGGAUGAAGAGCAUGGAUUUUGAUUGUAAGAGUAUCAACGCUGCAAUCCGCAACAUCUACCAACAAUGACAUACGAAUUCAGGCAGGCACCAAUUGAAGUCCCUGCUUCUUCUGACAAGUCUCUGCAAUUUCAUUUCCUUGUUCUUUUGAUAAGAAGAAGCCAUUAUUAGGCUGUUGAUCUCUUUCCUUUGAGAAGCUAGCAAAGUUGUGCCUCUGCAAUUUCAUUUCCUUGUUCAUUUGUUCUAUACUAUUAGGCAGUCGAUCUCUUUCUUUUGAGAAGCUAGCAAAGUUAUGGAGGCAUAUAUGUACAAAACACAAUAGAAGAAAAAAAUUAAUAGAUGUAAUAAUUGAUUUAUCUCAUA